Molecule: messenger RNA, 1587 nt
Organism: Bufo gargarizans (Asiatic toad)
Lineage: Eukaryota; Metazoa; Chordata; Amphibia; Anura; Bufonidae
Product: arsenite methyltransferase-like
Biological process (GO): toxin metabolic process; arsonoacetate metabolic process
Cellular component (GO): cytosol
Molecular function (GO): arsenite methyltransferase activity
Source: RefSeq, a predicted model, not a curated record
GGAAGCCUUUGCUGCAGACAGAACGUGUCAUGUCGCAGAGCAGGGUUGCCAGCUGUUGUCUGGUGAAGAUUAGGGCAUGCACUGGCCUUUUAAGAAGAGAGGGAGCACGUGUUCCCUGUGGGCAGAGAAAGAGAGGCCUUGCCAUCAUGCAGGCUGCAGGAUGCAUGGGAGGACAGAGGAGACUCGGCAGUUGGAGCAGCAGGAGUUCUCCUACAUCCAGCUGUUGCUCCCAAGGUCUUCAGAUCCAUGAAGAUGUCAAGGAAUAUUAUGGGAAACUCUUACAGAAUUCCAAGGAUUUGAAAACCAAUGCCUGUGUAACCCCAUCCAAGCCAGUGCCGAAAUUCAUACGGGAUGCACUGACAGAAGUUCAUGAUGAGGUUUCCUCACGCUACUAUGGCUGUGGACUUGUGGUACCUGAAUGCUUGGAGAACUGCAGGAUUCUGGACCUGGGCAGUGGUAGUGGCAGAGACUGCUAUGUACUAAGUAUGCUGGUUGGACCCAAGGGACACGUUACGGGAGUGGACAUGACUGAUGAGCAGGUUGAAAUCGCCAGAAAGUAUAUUGACUACCACAGGAAAAAAUUUGGUUACCAGGAACCAAAUAUUAAUUUUGUCAGUGGAUAUAUUGAAGAUGUCAAAGCUGCAGGCAUAGGUGACCAAAGCUAUGACAUCAUUAUAUCUAACUGUGUGAUCAAUCUUACCCCAGAUAAAAAGGCUGUACUACGAGAAGCCUACAGAGUGCUAAAGGAUGGUGGCGAGAUUUACUUUAGUGAUGUCUAUUCUAACAAGCCAGUUCCUGAUGAAUUAAGGGAAAAUAAAGUGCUUUGGGGAGAAUGUAUUAGUGGAGCUCUUUUCUGGAAGGACCUCUAUCUGAUUGCUGAAGAGAUUGGAUUUAGCCCCCCACGUCUAGUCACCUCCAGCUAUAUCACAGUUAAUAAUAAAGAAUUGGAGAACAUUAUUGGUGACCUCAAGUUUGUCUCUGCUACAUAUCGUUUGUUCAAGCUUCCGCAGAACUCUGUAACGGAGAAGGGUUUGGUUAUUUACAAUGGAGGAAUCACAGGCUGUGAGAAUGAGAUUCAGUUUGAUACAAACUUCACAUUCAAGGAAGGAGAAGCUACAUCAGUGGAUGAAGAGUUGUGGAGCAUCCUGAAGACUUCCAGAUUUUCAGAUGAAUUUUUAUUUCAGUCCUGGGGAAAGGAAGGCACUUCUACACAGUGCUGCAUAGAAAAGGAAAUCAUCAAGGAUCCAUUUCAGCUGACAGAGGAUCAGAAGAAAAGCUCCUCACCUCCUAGCUGCUGCGGGCCAAAGGGAUGCUGCUAGAAGCGCUCAAUGAAAGGGCAUGGAAGUGACUGAUCAGUAUUUAUUGAAAUAAUAAUUAGAAUAUCAAUUUCAGGAAUAUAUUAUGGAUUAAAUGGCCUUUAGGUGUUGAUCAUCAAAUAGCUUAGCCAUAACACUAGCGUUUCUUGCGGAUCCGUCAUGGAUCUGCAAAAACGCUUCAGUUACAAUAAUACAACCGCAUGCAUCCGUCAUGAACGGUUGUAUUAUGUCUUCUAUAUCCAUGACGGAUCAGUCAUGAACACCAUUGAAA